Molecule: messenger RNA, 699 nt
Organism: Jaculus jaculus (lesser Egyptian jerboa)
Lineage: Eukaryota; Metazoa; Chordata; Mammalia; Rodentia; Dipodidae
Product: trafficking protein particle complex subunit 2
Exons: 2
Coding region: 133-555 (140 amino acids)
Biological process (GO): endoplasmic reticulum to Golgi vesicle-mediated transport
Cellular component (GO): TRAPP complex; cytoplasm; nucleus
Source: RefSeq, a predicted model, not a curated record
GGCGGGGCUGCGCCGGGGACGCCCCGGGUCAUGGCCGCUGACGCGUCGUCCUGCUCCGGCUGCCUCGGCGCCCCGCCACGACCGCGAGGAGGGCGGCUCAUCUCAGGAGCCACACACUGAAGACUGAAGACAAUGUCUGGAAGCUUCUACUUUGUAAUUGUUGGCCACCAUGACAAUCCGGUUUUUGAGAUGGAAUUUUUGCCAGCAGGGAAGGCAGAAUCCAAAGAUGACCAUCGUCACCUCAACCAGUUCAUAGCUCAUGCUGCCCUCGACCUCGUGGACGAAAACAUGUGGCUGUCUAACAACAUGUACUUGAAAACUGUGGACAAAUUCAACGAGUGGUUUGUGUCGGCGUUUGUCACCGCGGGCCAGAUGCGUUUCAUUAUGCUGCAUGACGUGCGGCAAGAGGACGGGAUUAAGAACUUCUUUACCGACGUUUAUGAUUUGUAUAUCAAGUUUGCAAUGAACCCAUUUUAUGAGCCCAAUUCACCCAUUCGGUCAAGUGCAUUUGACAGAAAAGUCCAGUUUCUUGGGAAGAAACACCUUUUAAGCUAAAUGCAGAAAAUUUAAAAAAAAAGUGGCAACACAGUGAGAAGUGCCCAGGAAGGUGUCUACUGUAAGUCACUUGAUUAAGCAAUGUGGAAAGCUUGUACAUGUGUAAGUUCAUAUCGAAUGAAAUUUCCCUUGAGUUUAACAGCA